AGCCCGGUAGUCGGCCGGGAGAGCUCAGGGGGCUGCGGCGCGCUCGAGCGGAGGUGGCUGCUGGGCCGCGGGCUGGCGUGGGGGCGGAGCCGGGGACCGACUCCCGCACCCCCCGGCCCGUGCCUGGCCUUCUCCGAGGAGCUGGGAGUUGGUUUUAAUGGUGGGAGAGGGAAUGGGGCUGGAGAUCGGAGCCCCAGGGGGCUCCCAGGGCUGAAGACAACUCCAUUCGCCAGGCGAGUGAGUCCGGAGUCUGUGCAUCCUGGCCCGGGCCUGCGCUGCCCAACAUGGGGCCCGGGUUCCAAAGUUUGCAAAGUUGGGAGAAGAGGGACACGGACGCGCGCUGCGCCUGGCGAAAACUGGCCCCAGACUCACGGGGCGCACCGGUCGCCUAAGUAGCCUCCGCGGCCCCCGGGGUCGUGUGUUUAGCCAAGGGACUCCGGGGAGCGCGGGGGCGCCUCGGCUUCUGCUGAGUUGGCGGGUUUGGCCAUGGCCGCUGCCCGCCCCGCGCGUGGGCCCGAGCUGGCGUCCCCGAGGCUGCUGCAGUUGCUGCUGGUGGUACUGCUGGGGGGCCCGGGUCGGGGGGCGGCCUUGAGCGGGAACGCGACCGGGCCUGGGCCUCGCAGCUCCGGCGGGAACGGGAGGAGGAACGCGCCGGUGACCAGCCCUCCGCCGCCGUUGCUGAGCCACUGUGGCCGGGCCGCCCACUGCGAACCUCUGCGCUACAACGUGUGCCUGGGCUCGGCGCUGCCCUACGGAGCCACCACCACGCUGCUGGCUGGGGACUCGGAGUCACAGGAGGAAGCGCACGGCAAGCUCGUGCUCUGGUCGGGCCUCCGGAAUGCCCCCCGCUGUUGGGCAGUGAUCCAGCCUCUGCUAUGUGCUGUCUACAUGCCCAAGUGUGAGAAUGACCGAGUGGAGCUGCCCAGCCGCACCCUCUGCCAGGCCACCCGAGGCCCCUGUGCCAUCGUGGAGCGGGAGCGAGGGUGGCCUGACUUCCUGCGUUGCACCCCGGACCAUUUCCCCGAAGGCUGCCCAAACGAGGUACAGAACAUCAAGUUCAACAGCUCAGGCCAGUGCGAAGCCCCGUUGGUGCGGACAGACAACCCCAAGAGCUGGUACGAGGAUGUGGAGGGCUGCGGGAUCCAGUGCCAGAACCCGCUCUACACCGAGGCCGAACACCAGGACAUGCAUAGCUACAUCGCGUCCUUCGGGGCCGUCACAGGCCUCUGCACACUCUUCACACUGGCCACCUUUGUGGCAGACUGGCGGAACUCCAAUCGCUACCCUGCGGUUAUUCUCUUCUAUGUCAAUGCAUGUUUCUUCGUGGGCAGCAUUGGCUGGCUGGCCCAGUUCAUGGAUGGUGCCCGUCGGGAGAUUGUUUGCCGAGCAGAUGGCACCAUGAGAUUUGGGGAACCCACCUCCAGCGAGACCUUGUCCUGUGUCAUCAUCUUCGUCAUCGUGUACUAUGCCUUGAUGGCUGGAGUGGUCUGGUUCGUGGUCCUCACCUAUGCCUGGCACACUUCCUUCAAAGCCCUGGGUACCACCUACCAGCCUCUCUCAGGCAAGACCUCCUACUUCCACCUGCUCACAUGGUCACUCCCCUUUGUCCUCACUGUGGCAAUCCUCGCUGUGGCCCAGGUAGAUGGAGACUCCGUGAGUGGCAUCUGUUUCGUGGGCUACAAGAACUACCGCUACCGUGCUGGCUUCGUGCUGGCCCCCAUUGGCUUGGUGCUCAUCGUGGGAGGCUACUUCCUCAUCCGAGGGGUCAUGACUCUGUUCUCCAUCAAGAGCAAGCACCCUGGGCUUCUGAGUGAGAAGGCUGCCAGCAAGAUCAACGAGACCAUGCUGCGCCUGGGCAUUUUUGGCUUCCUGGCUUUUGGCUUUGUGCUCAUCACCUUCAGCUGCCACUUCUAUGACUUCUUCAACCAGGCUGAGUGGGAGCGGAGCUUCCGGGACUACGUGCUGUGCCAGGCCAAUGUGACCAUUGGGUUGCCUACCAAGAAGCCCAUUCCAGACUGUGAGAUCAAGAAUCGACCCAGCCUCCUGGUGGAGAAGAUCAAUCUGUUUGCCAUGUUUGGCACUGGCAUUGCCAUGAGCACCUGGGUCUGGACCAAGGCCACACUGCUCAUCUGGAGGCGCACCUGGUGCAGGCUGACUGGGCAGAGCGACGAUGAGCCCAAGAGGAUCAAGAAGAGCAAGAUGAUAGCCAAGGCUUUCUCUAAGCGGCGUGAGCUGCUGCAGAACCCGGGCCAGGAGCUCUCCUUCAGCAUGCACACUGUCUCCCAUGACGGGCCUGUGGCGGGUUUGGCUUUUGACCUCAAUGAACCUUCAGCUGACGUCUCCUCUGCCUGGGCCCAGCAUGUCACCAAAAUGGUGGCUCGGAGAGGAGCCAUACUGCCCCAGGAUGUGUCUGUUACCCCUGUGGCAACUCCAGUGCCACCAGAGGAACAAGCCAACCUGUGGCUGGUGGAGGCCGAGAUCUCCCCAGAGCUAGAGAAGCGCCUGGGCCGGAAGAAGAAGCGGAGGAAGAGGAAGAAGGAGGUGUGCCCACUGGGGCCAGCUCCUGAGCUUCACCACCCCGCCCCUGCCCCUGCGCCCAGUGCAGUUCCUCGGCUGCCUCAGCUGCCCCGGCAGAAGUGCCUGGUGGCUGCAAAUGCCUGGGGAACAGGGGAGCCCUGCCGACAGGGAGCCUGGACUCUAGUCUCCAACCCCUUCUGUCCAGAGCCUAGUCCCCAUCAAGACCCAUUUCUCCCUGGUGCCUCAGCCCCUAGGGUCUGGGCUCAGGGCCGCCUCCAGGGGCUGGGAUCCAUUCAUUCCCGCACUAACCUAAUGGAGGCUGAGCUCCUGGAUGCAGACUCGGACUUCUGAGCCUGCAGGGCAGGUCCUGGGAUGGGAAAGAUGCAUGCACCCUUUUCUGUGGCUCUUCUUCCUGAGAGCACACCUCUAGGGUCUCAUCUGACAGAGCCAGUGGGCCACGUGCCGGCUAGAAGAGUUCUGUGUGUCUGCCUCAAAGCACCGGACUGUGGGAACAAGCUGAAUAUAGCUAUUGAUAGGUCUCCUGUCAGGAGUAGGACCCCCCCCCCCCCCCGUCUCUGCCCCAACGACUAGAGUCUGGCUGGCAGUGUCAGUCUCCAGCAGAGCUGUGCUGAGACAGGGGUGACAUGACCCAGAGUGGGCUGUGGUGGUCAGUGAGGCAACCAAACCCAUGUCUGGCAGAUGAGGGCUGGCUGCCCUUUUCUGUGCCAAUGAGUGCCCUUUUCUGGCACUCUUAGACCAAAAGUGUUUGUUGUGUCAUUUGUCUUUUGUCUAAGUGGGGACAGGACUCUCUUCCUUCUCUUCCAGGUAGUUGUGAUGACCACUCCCAUAAGGGCUGUAGCUGAUCUCAACAGGUGGCCCUACCCCAGACACAUCCUCUGUUUUCCUGAACUCUCUUCCACAUUCACAUCUCCCUUCCACCAGACUAACCUCUUCCUGCUUAGCACCCUAAAACUGCAGUGCGUGUGCACACGUACACACACACAUACACACACAUACACACACACACACAUACACUUUACUACUGAGCUCAGUCUCCUGCUGAGAGAUUGGUUCCACUCCAGGCCUCUGAGAGACAUGUUCUUUCUUCCGCACGUCCAUCCAGUGGGGAUGGACUCUCUGACUUAAGGGGCUAUGUUGGGAAGUUUCUAUAGCUUGAGCUAGGCACAAAAGCUUCUUCUGACUUCUGUCUCUGCUGGGAAGGGGGACGCCCCACUUUUUUACAAUGUCUAGUCGUGUUCAUAGUACCCACAUUCAAGAACCAGACAGCAGGAUGUCUUAGAAGCUGCCUGGGUUCCAGGUCAGGGGAUCGGUAUGAGAAGAAGAAAUAUAAACAGUAA
Messenger RNA from Microtus ochrogaster (prairie vole), 3875 nucleotides. RefSeq names its product smoothened, frizzled class receptor (gene Smo). The record is from RefSeq and is a predicted model, not a curated record. Gene Ontology annotation, cellular component: dendrite; plasma membrane; cilium. NCBI's taxonomy places the organism in Eukaryota, Metazoa, Chordata, Mammalia, Rodentia, Cricetidae. Gene Ontology annotation, molecular function: patched binding; transmembrane signaling receptor activity. Gene Ontology annotation, biological process: central nervous system development; smoothened signaling pathway; commissural neuron axon guidance.